Molecule: messenger RNA, 1531 nt
Organism: Etheostoma spectabile (orangethroat darter)
Lineage: Eukaryota; Metazoa; Chordata; Actinopteri; Perciformes; Percidae
Gene: mavs
Product: mitochondrial antiviral signaling protein
Source: RefSeq, a predicted model, not a curated record
CCUCUACGCAGAUGUGUGUGAGGGAGACAGCGCAGGUUUUAGUGAGAGCAGGAAUAGCGUUUGAAAGGUCGCGAGCUGCUGAGGCACCAAAACACGAAAGAUGUCAUUUGCCAGUGACAAGCUGUACAAUGGAUACUUGCGGCGGAAUAUGCCGACCAUUGUGACUAAGGUGAAACCGACACAAAUAAUGCUCCACCUGCCUUGCUUGACUGCUCACGACAGGGAAAGCAUUGAGGCUAAACGAGAGACUUAUGGGAACUAUGACAGCAUGGUGGUUCUUCUGGACUGUCUGAAGAGAAGAGAAAACUGGCCGGAGCAGUUCAUCGAAGCGCUUGAGGCGUGUGAGCAUCCGACUUUAGCAGCUGAGAUCAGAGCAGAAUACAACGCUCUGAGAGGCAUCAACAAUUCCAAUCCCAACUCCCCUCCAACGACUGUCGUCAGGGCCCACAUCCAUCCUGCACCCUCUGCCAGUCAUCAGUCCCUCCCAGAAGGUGGUGCAAACAGUCAGGCUAUUGUUACUCCACCAGCUGAAGCAUCAGCUCCUCCACAGCCAGCUGCCCAGGCCUCCCCCCCUCUCAGUAUAUUCAACUAACCUCCGCCUGAUUUAACUCAGAACAAAGUGAUACCCUGUCCAACACCUCCUCUUUCCCCUGUUACCCUACAUAAUCUGGCCACUAAAACCCCACCACCUCAGAGGAAGAUUGAAUCUCACCUGGAGCCGGUGGAAAACUCUGAAUCAGACAUCCAGGAUAUCUCUGGUGAUACCGCUGUGAUCCCUGAUCAGGUGAGGGCAGGAACCAGUGAGGAAUCGUUGAUCUCUGUGGCUACUCUUCAACCAUCCCAUCCUGUUGAGCAGUGUGAAACAGACUCUCCGACCCACCCAGAUCCGGUCCAAACAACAACCACCGCCACAGAGAUCAGUCCACCACAGAGUCCCUCUCCAACUCAGAUGAACUCAGAUGUGACCAAUGGAUCCUCUUUCCCCAUGAUGACCCCAGAGAGACCUCCAGUCCAGGACACCACCCCUCCUGUUGACCUAAAACCUGCUGCUGUCCUGCAGCCUGAACAGAUGUCUGGACCUCCUGCUACACAUGUUGUUGAAAGCAGUCCACAGACAGAAACUGCAGCUCCAACCUGCCCCCUGCCUGGUGCUGCUGGGAUGGACACCUCUCUCUGUGAUGAAACGGUGUGUCUGAGCAAGCCUGGUCAAAUUAUCAGCAUCCCCCCACAAAAUCAUGAGCACUCUGCUAUCCCUGUGCCCAGCUCCCCGGUGCAGCCCUACUCGGGUAAUACUGAGCGUCUGGAAAUGAGCGAUGCUGCAGGUGACACUGUGACCUCUGCCUGCCUUCUCAUGGCUCUGCUGUCAGCUCCACCACAGAGAGUACAGUCUCUAAUGCCGUGCCAGGAGAACGGCAUUGCUCUUAACCAUAACGAACCGGAGGAAACCACUAUGUCUCCUUCUCAGAGUUGGGAAGCAGAGGUGCUGGAGAACGUGGUGCAUGUAUCCGAGGAGGCCUCUAUCCUUAACUAG